UUCUAUUCAAGCUAAUCAUGAAUAUUCAUGAAUAUUCGGAAUACCUUGAUUACUUUUUUGACACACUGGUUCUUGCACCAAAUAUUUUGCCGCACUUUAUCAUAAGCCUUCAAUAGCCCUUCAUACUUCAAAGGCUUCAAUCUUUUAUUCAAUGGCUCCUCCGAGAAAGACCCCAGCUAAAGACGCGCCAGCGCCUCCGAUUCCAGGCCACGCUUUGCGCUCUGGUCGCGUAGCUCCUCAUCAAGCACCUCCAGGUCGCAUCGGCAAGCGCAUUGCUAAGGCUAGGCUUCCCGUCAAGACACCAGCUAAGAAGUCAUCAGUCAAGAAGAUUACUGCUAAGAAGACGCUCGCCAAAAAAGUCCCUGUCAAGAAGACUCCUGUCUUGGCGCAAGUCGAAGAAGACUCGACUUUAACCUCGAAUGUCGAAUACGAAGCAGAAACCGAGGAGGAGCAGCAGGAAGACAAUGGGGGAGACGCAACGAUGAUCAACCAUGAAGAUGGCGACGGCGACCAAUUGAUUCGAACCACCUUCUCCAAGUACGCCAAUUAUGUUGCAUUCAAGGGAGUGAAGGACCCGGUUCAACGUCUGACGAUCAUCAAUAUGCUCAAGGACGACGAGCGCAAGGAGGGAUUUCAUCAGCUGAAGCUACGUCGACGAAGUGGAGGCGUUUAUUUGGAGUUCUGUCAUUGUAAAAUCAUGUUGUGUUUCAAGUUUUGAAGGUAUUGGAAGCGGGGGCGUUGUCACCAGGAUUGUACUGAAACGUGCGUUUUUAGACUACCAAAUCAAGAUUUUGGAAACUUGAAUACG
This is a messenger RNA of Hyaloscypha bicolor E, 808 nucleotides long. RefSeq lists its product as uncharacterized. Bases 152 to 718 code for a protein of 188 amino acids. The transcript has a single exon. The record is from RefSeq and is a predicted model, not a curated record. NCBI's taxonomy places the organism in Eukaryota, Fungi, Ascomycota, Leotiomycetes, Helotiales, Hyaloscyphaceae.